This is a messenger RNA of Pleurotus ostreatus (oyster mushroom), 975 nucleotides long. RefSeq lists its product as uncharacterized. The coding region runs from base 1 to 975 and encodes 324 amino acids. The record is from RefSeq and is a predicted model, not a curated record. The transcript is spliced from 3 exons. NCBI's taxonomy places the organism in Eukaryota, Fungi, Basidiomycota, Agaricomycetes, Agaricales, Pleurotaceae.
AUGACAUCUAGUGUGCCGGUGGACGAUGAUUCGAUAGACGCAGAGACCCUACAGGCUCAGAUUGACAUGUCUCUGUCAUUUGCUCAGGAUCUGGUUACAUCCUGGAUAAAGCCUUCCAACAAGAUGGCACCACGGUCGACCAGAAAUAUUGAGGAUGAGCUGAAGGAGUACAUGCGGAGGCCACCUAGACUGGGUGUAGGUGCACCGAUUCCUGAAUCAGCAGGCACCUCUCGCGACGCAGCGCGACUUAAACAACAACUCACGUCGAAAGGGGGCAAGAAACGCGCCGCAGACGACAUGAUGGACCGUAACAAGAAAGGGGACUCAGAUGACGACGGCGAAGAGAGUCGUGCCCAUGCAAUACGCAAGAAGGUCAAAAUUAGUGACCAUGAUUCGAUCAAAAAGGUCCACAUGGCAGCUCCUGAGAGCGCGCCCCGACCCCCGCCUCAGAUACCAACAAAACCACCCGGCUCUCCUCGUCCAACUGCCGGUGCUGCUAAUUUGGGUAUCCCCGACACGCCCUCGCGCCCAAAGAAGAAGAAGAAGAAGCAUGGCGGUGAUGCUCGCAUGCGUAGUCCUUCUCCGGCCUCACAACAUCCACCCUCGUGCCUGGAAGGCAAAUCUGAUAGGUUACCGGAGAACGCGCGCGAUAUCGUUAAACAUGCGAUGCGAUCGCCCAUCAAUGGCAAGGCAGACCUUUCUCCAGCGAAAGCGUCUUCUUCAGCAGAUACCUCUCCCGAGAAGCUACAAGGAGCAACGAACAGCAGGGGGACCGCACCGAUCACCUCGGUUCUGGCAUCCGUCCUUGCUGGCAAGUCCAAGGACUUAUCCUCGAUGUUACGCGGGCCUCUCCUCAAUCUAGACGGCCCUCCUGUUGGAAGCGAUGACGAGGGCGAUGGCCCAGGACCAGAAAGUCCCAGUAAGAAACGGCGGAGACGGAGGAAGAAAACACACACGAACCCCGCGAUGCCUUGA